Sphaeramia orbicularis (orbiculate cardinalfish) is the source of this 3076-nucleotide messenger RNA. It is a transcript of the gene cdh26.1, whose product is annotated as cadherin 26, tandem duplicate 1. Gene Ontology annotation, molecular function: calcium ion binding; cadherin binding; beta-catenin binding. Gene Ontology annotation, biological process: adherens junction organization; cell morphogenesis; cell-cell junction assembly. The record is from RefSeq and is a predicted model, not a curated record. The coding region runs from base 57 to 2555 and encodes 832 amino acids. NCBI's taxonomy places the organism in Eukaryota, Metazoa, Chordata, Actinopteri, Kurtiformes, Apogonidae. Gene Ontology annotation, cellular component: adherens junction; catenin complex; plasma membrane. The transcript has 19 exons.
UUGUCUUUGACUCCUUUGGUGCACUCCCACAGAGGAGUUCACACUGACUUGGCAAAAUGAGGACUCCUGCACUGCUUCUGCUGGUUGCAUUGGCAGCCUUGGCAGAACAUCAUGACAACAAAUACAGCAGACUUGCGAAACGGGAGGUUUUAAUACGUUCCAAAAGAAGGUGGGUUCUAUCAACAAUUGAAGUAGUGGAAGAAGACCCUGGUCCAUUCCCUAAACAGAUAUCACAGAUGUAUAAUGACAAGUUUGAGGAGGGGAAAGGUCACAAAUUUUCUAUAAGUGGACAUGGAGUGGAUGAGGAACCCACAGGAGUGUUCAGCAUCGAUGCAAACAACGGAAAGGUUUACGCUCACAAGGCCAUCGACAGAGAGAUUUUGGACAGCUUCCAUAUCAAGUUUGAUGUCUUGGACAGAGACUCAGGAUCAAGAUUAGAUAAGGAACUGGCUUUUGAUGUGGAAAUAAAGGACAUAAAUGACAAUGCACCUACAUUUGAUGAACGUGUAAAGAGAGCAAACGUGAAAGAAAAUUACCCAGAAGGUUACUUGCCAGUGCAACUACGAGCCACGGACUUUGAUCAAGAAGGCACACCCAACUCCACAGUCACCAUCAGCGUGGUGUCACAAAAGCCUGAUAACCCCAAGUUCACCAUAGAACAGUUUGAUGAAAGAAACGCACAACUAAAAUUCACAGGAUGCUUUAACUAUGACACUGCUAAGGCUUAUACCAUUAUGGUGGAAGCUAAAGAUCACGGAACACCAGCCCUUUCUUCCACUGCUACCAUCAUUCUUGGCAUUGAAGACACAAACACUCAUCCACCGGUCUUCAAGCAAAAUAAGUAUAGCGGUGAGGUGUUAGAAAUGUCCACUAGCGAAGAAGUUUUGAGAGUUGCAGUCGAGGACAAAGAUAAGCCAAACACUCCUGGAUGGCGAGCCAAGUACUUCUUUAUUAAAGGGAAUGAGGAUGGAAACUACAAAAUCGUAACUGACCCCAAAACAAAUGAAGGCAUCCUCAAAGUUAUCAAGGGGAAGGAUUUCGAGCGGACAACUUUCACCAAUCUGGAGAUCGGAGUAGAAAAUGAGGAAAAAUUAUUUGUUUGUCCUGGAAAAGCUCCAGCCAAACCUGCAGCUCCAAGUGCAGUCAACAUCACAAUUAAAGUGAUCGAUGUCAACGAUCCACCUCAUUUUGAUAAAGACACCGCUGAUGUCUACCAGAAGGAGGAGGAGGUACCAGGGAAGGUGCUGUUUGUUCCAACAGUUCAUGAUGUCGAUUCUGAUGUCGACAAAAUCAGGUUUGAGCUGAUAGAUGAUCCGGCUGACUGGGUGACUCUUGAUCCAAAAACAGGAAAAGUUACAUCGACAAAGACGAUGGACAGAGAGUCACCCUUUGUUGAUGACAACAAUAUCUACAAAGUGCUCGUGGCUGCUAUAGAUGAUGGUGAGCCUCCAGCUACAGGUACAUGCACUAUCCUGAUCCACCUGGGGGAUAUCAAUGACCACAAACCGAAGCUGGCCAACAGCACUCUGAUUAUGUGUGGAAACAAGAACGACAAAGUCACAGUGGCUGUCAAUGAUUUAGAUGCACAUCCUUUCAGUGGACCCUUUGCCUUCUCCUUGGGGGGAAAGGACAAAACCCUGAAGCAGCGAUGGAAACUGGAUCCUGCCUUUGGUGAGGAGGCUGUACUCAUUAGCCUGAAACCACUUCCUUAUGGUAAUUACUCAGUGCCACUGGUUAUUCAGGAUCAACAGAACAUGAUUGGACAGGAGACUCUUGUUGUGUUGGUGUGCAACUGUGGGAAAGGGGAGGAGUGCCUGAAAAAAGACCCACUAACGGUGAACCUUGGGGGAGCUGCCAUCGGACUCAUCAUGGCAGGACUCUUUUUGUUCUUGCUACUGAUAUUCCUCUUCAUGUGCCAGUGUGGAAAGCAAUUCCAGGCUAUCAGACUGUUGCAGGACGAGGGCAACCAGACCCUCAUCAAGUACAACCAAGAAGGAGGAAGCUCUGAGUGCAAGGCUGAACCGACCUCGCUGCUGAGCCCAACAACCACUAUGACUGUUACCGACAGUAUAAAACAGUCCAACAUCCAGCAUGUUAUGGCUCCACCAGUAAUGACAGAGGAAUUCGACAUCUACAGCAACACAAUGUACUCAAGGAACAAUGAGUAUUACAUGAACAGUUUGGGGAUGCAGAAUCAGAGGGAAAGUAUGAGGAACGGUGGAUGGAACAGGUUCUCUUCAUAUCAUACAAACAGGAGCACCAUGCGGGGUGCAUCACGGUACGGCCACUCCUUCAGUAUGCAGGCAAAUCAACAAAUUGAAGAUCAUCUCCACAGGAAAAUCCAAAUGAUUGCCAUGAACAAUCCGGACGACCCACUGUACAACCCCCAUGAGUAUGCCUACGAGGGACAGGGCAGCAGAUGCCAGUCGCUGGAUAAGCUGUCACUCAGCAACUGGGGAGAUGAUUUGCAGUUUCUGAACGACCUCGGGCCCAAGUUCAAGACGCUGGGAGGAAUCUGUCAACAGACAAUUCAAGAAAAAAACAUACAGCUCUAAAGCGCGUUGCUGAACUGAGAUUUGAAAUCAGGUGUGUGAACUGAUUUGACAAGAUCUUUGGAGGAAGCUACCAUUCGACAAUGUUUGGAUUGUAUGAGUGCGCUUUUGGCGUUUAACUACUUAUAAGUUAGAGCCACAUCUUGUAUACUGGCAUUGAUCCACAAAAAGCAGGAUUAUGGAGUUUAGGGUGUGUUUUGUUUGCAUGAAGAUGGAAUUAAUGCACUGUACAAACUGCCACGCUCCGGUGAUUUGAAAUGUCAUGCUUUGACAGUGAGUGGGUGUGUUUGGUUGUUUUGGUUUUUUUAAAUUUUGCUUUUCUACAAGUGAUUACUGCCAGAUCUCAGUGCUUUUAUCAGCAUAUCAUUCAAUUCUAGCUUUGCAGGUUUUUAUCAGGACAGUAUUAUUUCCAUGUUUUCAACUGUAACCUAUGUAGUUUGUUUGGAAAAUGGGAUAUUUUUUUUCUGACAGUACAUGUUGAGUUUCUUUUGUAGUAAAUUCAAUGAACACCAGCAAAAGUCUGA